CAACUCCCAAAAGCCCAACAGCUCGUAUUAGGUUGACGUGUAUGUGUUCGUACUGUCGGCGCAGAAACUGAAUGAACAUCUCAUGUACAGUUAUCCAUAACAUAUUGUGUUGGAGACAUGGCGGGAGAAAUGUCCAUAAUAGGUUCUGUCAUCCUGGCUUUAUUCCUAGCAGGAUAUCUGGGACAGCAAUACCUGCCUCCUCCGAAGCCCAGGGUCAUUGGGUUAGAUCUUGGGACUACGUUCUGCUCAGUGGGAGUGUUUCACCCCGGCACAGGCGAUAUUGAGGUUAUUGAAGAUGACAAAGGUCGCAAAAGCAUCCCGAGUGUGGUGUCGUUCACCCCUACCGGCGUGUUUUCUGGACAUGAGGCCCAGGAAUUGUCUGACACAAAUCCUCAAAACACAAUCUACGAUGCCAAGAGAUUUAUAGGGAAGAUUUUUGACCAAGAGACUUUAGAGAGAGAGAGUGCACGAUACCCGUUUAAGGUGAUAUUCAACAAUGGGAGUGCAGAAUUCUUAGUCUCUACAAACAGCACCUUUACAGUUACUCCGGAAUUCAUCGGAUCCCGUCUCCUCCUCAAAAUGAGAAAGAUGGCGGAGAAGCAACUGGGAGUUCCUAUUAAUAAAGCCAUCAUAUCAGUACCGGCAGAGUUUGAUGAGAGGCAAAGAAACUACACCAUCAGAGCUGCUAACCUAGCUGGGCUGGACAUUCUGCGGGUGAUCAACGAGCCCACGGCGGCAGCGAUGGCCUAUGGACUGCAUAAGGCAGAAGUGUUUAAUGUGCUAGUGGUGGAUCUUGGAGGAGGAACACUAGAUGUGUCACUUCUCAAUAAGCAGGGUGGCAUGUUCCUCACCAGAGCAAUGGCAGGUAAUAACAAGCUUGGAGGGCAGGACUUCACCCAGCGUUUGUUGCAGUUCUCCAUGGAGCGAGUGCGGCAGCAGUACGGCGUGCCCCCUACUCUUAAAGAAGACAUCCACCUUCUCCGACAGGCUGUCGAGGCCGCCAAACUCAACCUCACCCAGGACUCUGAAGUUCAUCUCCGAGUUCCUCUUCACCUGCAGACAACAGGAGAGAAUGGAGCACGAGAGGAAAAAGUCCUAUUUCAGGAGAAGCUGACGCGGGAACUCUUCGAGGAGCUCAAUGCGGAUCUCUUCCAGAAGAUUCUGGCACCCAUUGAGACCGUCCUCAUAGAGGGCCAUCUAGAGAAAGAGGAGGUGGACGAGAUUGUUCUGGUCGGAGGAUCCACGAGGAUCCCCCGCAUUAGACAGCUCAUCAGUCAGUACUUUGGGAAGGACCCGAACACCUCCGUGGACCCUGACCUGGCCGUGGUGACCGGGGUGGCUAUUCAGGCAGGCAUCAUGGGCGGCUCUUGGCCUCUCCAGGUCAGCGCAAUUGAAAUUCCCAACAGGCACCUUCGCAAGACCAACUUCAGCUGAUUGGUUGAGAGACUUGAACUGCUGCUUGGGCAUUUGUCACGUGACUGAUCUGUGCCAACAAGCCAAAAUUUGGUUAAACGACAUGUUUAAUGUCUUUGCUUCCUCAAAUGCAUUAGCUUUGCAAUGAAUCGGGCCAAACGCAAUGGUUACUAGACCAUUUGUUCUUAAUGUCUGGAGUUGUUUUCCCAAAUUACAAUUUGUAUGUUUAUCUUCUGAACAGAUGCAGAGUAUUUAUUUAGAUCUUCAUUAUAUAAAUAGCAUUGAGAGAAUGUUUUUCUUCUGUUAUCCCGAGCAAGUGUCUGCUUGGGACAAUAUCGGUUAGUUUGUUGCCAUCUGUGUGCCUAACUGGUACUAACUGUGCAAUAAGUCUUUUACAACUGGUUUUGGCAGGUUUAAUGAUGUUGUAUUCAGGGAAGCAGCUGUUUGUAUAUAACUGAACAAUCAUUCCAGUCUCAGCUAUUUAUUUAUUUAUUUAUUUUGCAGAGGCUAGCUAUCUUAACAGCUAGCACUUUCUGUCUACUGGAGUUUUGCUUGUGCCUUUUUAUUAUUUCCACAUUUAAAUGUGUUUGAUAGACUAAGCAUAGUCUGAUUAUUUUAUUUUAAAAGACUUGUCUUUUUAUGCAAGUUUUUGUUUUUCUAAUAGAGUUAAAUAUUAGUGUAGUAAACGUAACUGCCAACUGUUAAAUACAAAUCAUCUAAAAUGUACCAGCAUGACCAAUGUGGUAUUAAGUUCAAGAAAUAUUCAAACUGAAACUUUUUACAAUUUAAGUGAAUUAAAAGAUUUAGAUUAAAAUAUA
Rhinichthys klamathensis goyatoka is the source of this 2231-nucleotide messenger RNA. RefSeq names its product heat shock protein 70 family, member 13 (gene hspa13). Lineage: Eukaryota; Metazoa; Chordata; Actinopteri; Cypriniformes; Leuciscidae. Gene Ontology annotation, cellular component: cytosol; plasma membrane; cytoplasm. The transcript is spliced from 5 exons. Gene Ontology annotation, biological process: protein refolding; vesicle-mediated transport; cellular response to unfolded protein. The record is from RefSeq and is a predicted model, not a curated record. The coding region runs from base 118 to 1434 and encodes 438 amino acids. Gene Ontology annotation, molecular function: ATP hydrolysis activity; heat shock protein binding; ATP binding.